Fraxinus pennsylvanica is the source of this 1515-nucleotide messenger RNA. NCBI's taxonomy places the organism in Eukaryota, Viridiplantae, Streptophyta, Magnoliopsida, Lamiales, Oleaceae. The record is from the annotation of a GenBank genome assembly.
AUGGGCUGUUGUGCAUCAAAAUUUCCACCCACCGAGACACACCCAGAAAAAGAAAAGCCGGACCAAAAUCCCGCCCCGCCCCUACCACCACCGAUCUCCACCGGCGCUCCACCUGAGCCCGGAACAGAAGCCACCAGAGUCCCGUCUUUCUCGGAGUUCUCACUUUCCGACCUUAAAACAGCCACUAAUAACUUCAGCCCUAAAUUGAUUGUCUCCGAAAGCGGCGAAAAGGCGCCAAAUAUUGUUUAUAAAGGUCGCCUCCAGACCCGCCGGUGGAUCGCCGUCAAGAAGUUCCCCAAGUUAUCCUGGCCAGACCCUAAACAGUUUGCGGAGGAGGCAUGGGGAGUAGGGAAAUUGAGGCACUGGAGGCUGGCUAAUUUGAUAGGUUAUUGUUGUGACGGUGAUGAGAGGUUGCUGAUUGCAGAGUAUAUGCCCAACAAUAAUCUUGCUAAGCAUUUAUUUCACUGGGAAAGUCAGACCAUCGGGUGGGCCAUGCGCUUGAGAGUAGCUCUUUACAUAGCUGAAGCCUUGGAAUAUUGUGGCAGUGAAGGCCAUUCAUUGUACCAUGAUCUCAACGCCUACAGGGUUCUCUUUGAUGAGGAUGGUGAUCCUCGGCUUUCAUGCUUUGGCUUGAUGAAAAAUAGCCGAGAUGGGAAAAGUUAUAGCACAAAUCUUGCCUAUACCCCCCCAGAGUACUUAAAAAAUGGAAGAGUAACCCAGGAAAGUGUUAUAUACAGCUUUGGCACUGUCCUAUUGGAUUUGCUCAGCGGAAAGCACAUCCCUCCAAAUCAUGCUCUUGAUAUGAUACGUGGUAAAAACAUCAUUCUUUUGACGGAUUCGCAUUUAGAGGGGAAAUUUUCUAUGGAAGACGCUACAGUAGUUGUCAAUCUUGCCUCCCAAUGUUUGCAAUAUGAACCUGGGGAAAGGCCAAAUAUAAAGGAUCUUACCACUAUUCUUUCUCCACUACAGCCAAAAUCUGAUGUUCCGUCUUUUAUCAUGCUUGGAAUUUCUAAGCACAAGGAAGCUCCACCAACUCCACAACGCCCACUUUCACCAAUAGGUGAGGCCUGUUCGAGGAUGGACCUCACAGCAAUACAUCAACUUUUGGUUACCAUGAACUACCGGGAUGAUGAAGGAACCAAUGAGUUGUCUUUUCAAGAAUGGACACAGCAGAUGAGAGAUGUGUUGGAGGCAAGGAAGCGUGGGGAUUAUGCGUUUCGUGAUAAGGACUUCAAGGCUGCAAUCGACUGUUACUCUCAGUUUAUAGACAUGGGAACUAUGGUUUCCCCAACUAUUUAUGCACGGCGCAGUCUUUGUUAUCUCAUGUGUGAUCAACCUGAUGUUGCUCUUCGGGAUGCAAUGCAAGCACAAAUUGUCUAUCCAGAUUGGCCGACAGCCUUUUACAUGCAGUCAGUUGCCCUUGCCAAACUGGAUAUGCAUCAGGAUGCAGCUGAUAUGUUGAAGGAGGCUGCUGGACUAGAAGAGAAGCACCAAAAUGGUGGGAGAACAUCAUAA